AUGGCCUCUUGGAUUAUCACUGACUUGAAAAGGAGGAAGAGUCGACCGGGGUCACUGCCGACAGGGGUCAUGUUUGUCCUCCCUGUGAUCCCAUACUGGUCACCCAAAUCCCAUGCUUCUCCGAAAAGCAACAACGGAGUGGCUCCAGCAGCUUGGUGGCUCCUGCGGCUGUUGGGCGGCUUGGUGCGAGAAACGCUGCUUUGGCCCUCGGCAAAGCCGAGGACGCACCUAUGGAGCGCCUGGGAGAGGAUCGUUCGAGUCGCAUCAAAGACGUCAAGAGAUGUCGUAGACGGUGUCUUCUUGGCCUCAGAAAUAGGGCGUUUCUUAAGCUUAAAAGGCCAAGCUGUGAUGAAAUAUCAACCCAUGAGAGACUACCAAGAAAACUAUGACUAG
Durusdinium trenchii is the source of this 393-nucleotide messenger RNA. Lineage: Eukaryota; Dinophyceae; Suessiales; Symbiodiniaceae. The record is from the annotation of a GenBank genome assembly.